Messenger RNA from Danio rerio (zebrafish), 4453 nucleotides. The record is from RefSeq and is a predicted model, not a curated record. NCBI's taxonomy places the organism in Eukaryota, Metazoa, Chordata, Actinopteri, Cypriniformes, Danionidae.
UCCUCUAGUGUGUGUCAGCUCUUCUGUCCGGUUAUAACGCGCCGCUCCGCCGGGUUUCCCGGUUUGUUUUCUGUUCGCGGGUUCCGCUUGUAUUUCACAGCGGAUCGUCAGUCAGACAGCAGAACUGUGUCAGUGAGACAUGAAGCUGAAUAUGAUAUGAGUGCUGUGCGUGUAGUUAAUAAUGACGGGCUCAGCCUCUCCGACGCGCUGAGUUACUGACCGGUGACGGCGGGACCGCGGGCAGAGGCCGAGGAGGACAUGCUGGAGGCCGGAUCUGAUCUUCAACACAGCCGCCGCUCACCUGCACAGGUAGGGCUCCGGUACGAGUGUUAACUUCUACAGCGCUUUAUCAGUGUAGACCGAGUCAAAGAUCAGCAGAGAAUACAGCACAGCUCAUGCAGGACUGAUCAUCAAUGACGGUUUAUUAAGCACCACACGGUCCAGCUCCUCCAUCAGGUUCAGGAGUGAAGAUGAUUCCUGUCAACGAGUUCCGCAACAUCACAUCUGAGCAGAACCCACAGUUCCGGGUGCUGAAGCCCUGGUGGGACGUCCUGUCUGAGUAUCUGGGCAUCGCCAUGCUGAUGAUCGGGGUGUUCGGCUGCACACUCCAGCUGACUCAGGAUAAGAUCUCCUGCCUCCCGAACCGGCUGACGGAUCCCUCUGGAGGACACACUGACUGCAGCCACGUCCGGCAGCACAGGGACAACCAGAGCCUGUGGGAGUUCUCCAUCACCAAAUACAUCGGGCCCAACAUCGUGGAGGUGUUCGGCCGCAAGAACGGACUGGACAUCCACCAGUACGAGUUCGUCAACCACUUCUGCUACGAGCGCGCCGUGCACUGGUAUGGAAAAUACUUCCCGUACCUGGUGGUCAUCCACAGCAUGAUCUUCAUGGUGGCCAGCAGCUUCUGGUUCAAGUUUCCCGGCACGUCCUCCAAGAUCGAGCUGUUCGUGGUGAUCCUGCGGAAGUGCUUCGACUCGCCCUGGACCACCAGAGCCAUCAGCGAGGUGUCGGAGGAGCGCAUGGUGCUGUGGAGGAAAAACACUCAGAGUUCAGCCCCGGACGGCGGAGAUGAGGAGGACGUGCUGUCUCUGAUAAGAGCCUCCAUUAAGUCCGACUCCGAGCAGAAAUCCACAGAGCCGUCGCUCCUGGAUAAGAAGGAGGGUGAGCAGGCCAAGGCUCUGUUUGAGAAGGUCCGGAAGUUUCGCACACACGUGGAGGAGGCAGACCUGCUGUACCUCAUGUAUGUUCUGCAGACGGUGCUGAAGGUCUUCAAGUUUGUUCUGAUCACGGUUUACAGUGUCCUCUUGGUUCCCAACAUCCAGAUUGUGGUGCUGUGCUCGGUGCCUCCGGAUCUGACGGGCUUCAGCGCAUUCUGCUGCAACUACAACAAAGCGCAUCUCUUCUCCAAACUGGCGUACUGCUAUAUAAGCUUCGUCGGGGUGUACGGCCUGCUCUGCAUCUACUCGCUGUACUGGCUGUUCCACCGGCCGCUGAAGGAGUACUCCUUUGAGGCGGUCCGCUUGGAGACGGGAAUCAACGACAUUCCUGAUGUCAAAAAUGACUUUGCGUUUCUGCUGCACCUCAGCGACCAGUACGACGCGCUGUUCUCCAAGCGCUUCGCCAUCUUCUUGUCGGAGGUCAGCGAGAGCCGAUUACGGCAGCUGAACCUGAACCACGAGUGGACGGUCGGCAAACUGCGCAGCCGGCUGUCACACAACGCCCAUGAGCGGCUGGAGCUGCACCUGUUCAUGCUCCCGGGAUUACCAGAAACCGUCUUCGAGAUCCCCGAGGUGGAGUCACUCAAGCUGGAGCUGAUCAGCAACAUCACCAUCCCCAGCAGUGUAACGCAGCUCCCGGCCCUUGUGGAGCUCACUCUGAUCCACAGCCCAUGCAGACUGCAGCCUGCGGCGCUCGGGCACCUGCGGGACCAGCUAAAAGUGCUGCGUGUGGCCACUGAGAGCCAGGAGCUGCUGCCACUGUGGAUGUACACCUUACAGAACCUGGAGGAGCUGCACCUGAGCGGAGACCUGACCCUGGACUCCUUACGCGAGCUGAAGAACCUGCGAGUGCUGACGCUUCGCUGCAAGCUGACCAAGAUCCCGCCUGGUGUGAUGGAUGUGUCCCAGCAGCUGCUGCGGCUUUGUGUCCACAAUGAGGGCACUCGGCUGCAGGCGUUCAGCAGCCUGAAGAAGCUUGUGCGGCUGGCGGCUCUGGAGCUGACAGGCUGCGGUCUGGAGCGGAUCCCGAGUGCUGUCUUCAGCCUGUCGCACCUGCAGGAGCUGGACCUGAGGGAGAACAGGCUGAUGGCAGUGGAGGAGAUCCUGAGUCUGCAGCACUGCCGCCGCCUGGCCACGCUCCGACUCGGGCACAAUCGUAUCUCCUGCAUCCCAGAGCACAUCAGCCGGCUGCGGGCGCUGGAGACGCUGGAUGUCAGCUGGAACUCCCUGUGCCGGCUGCCCCCACGGCUCUGCUACUGCCCUCGGCUACGGCACCUGGACCUGUCACACAACCAGUUAGUGUCUCUGCCCUCUGAGAUCGGUGUCCUGCAGGGUCUGCAGUUCCUCUCCGUGGCCUUCAAUGCUCUGGAGUCGCUCCCAGAGGAGCUGUUUUCCUGUCGGCGGCUCCGCGUGCUGGCGCUGGGCAAUAACAGCAUUACGGCACUGUCCCCACGGGUGGGCAACCUGGCUCAGCUAGUGCGGCUGGAGCUAAAGGGGAACCGGCUGGAGGGUCUGCCGGUGGAGAUCGCUGACUGUCCUGCGCUCCAGCUGACCGGGGUGAUCGUGGAGGACAGUCUGAUGGAGCUGCUGCCCGCCGAGCUGAAGGACAGCAUGAAGAACAGAUGAACACACACCGCUGUUUUACACUGAGUGUGUCCUGAGUGAACGAGCAGUGGCUGAAGCUCAGCGGUGUGCAUAGAGGACUGAUCUCAGAACAGCUCUGUGAACUUUGACCUGACAGACUCGACAGACGGGAUCUUCACAGAGCGACUGAAGAAACAGUGCAUGACUGUUAGGGUGGGUCUGGAGAACUAGUUUGAGCGACUGCAGUUAGCCGGGGCUGCUCCACUGUUCAGCAUCAGAUUAGAGUCUGUGCUCAUCUAACUCCACUAAACCUCUGUAAAUAAAUGAAUGACUAACUAUAAGAUUAAUGCAGGCGUGCGCCAGCCAGAAGCCUACACAGCUCUAUUAUCCAACAGCACUACUGCAGGUACAGAUUCUCCACUGCUUCCAUAAGGGACUCACUUUCAGCAGGAACACCUCAGAUUAAUAAUACAGUCUAAUGAGAGUAGUCCUGUAGCUGCUGCAGUUUCCACAUCACCUCCGCAUCUGUACUGUCGUCAUGCAGCACGUUACACUCUUCAUGAUUUAUAGUGAUUAUUAAUAUUAUUAUUUUAACAUUCUCAUGAGAUAAAUGAGCUGUAGAUGGACGCUGAACACGCGUGUGACGGUCUGUUUCUCUACACACUCUGCACGUGUCCUUCAUCAAACACACAGUAAACCUGUGCCGGGUGUGUCGGAGCUCCAGCACUGUGAAGGAUCAUUAUCAGCAGAGUGUGUGUUUCCUGAUGGCGGGUGUGGUGUGUGUGUGUGUGUGUGUCUGCACGCUUCACCUUUAUCCCUGGGCAGAACAAUGUGUGAACACAUUCCUUUUCAUCUCACGUUAGAGAUCAUGAAAUCACCUGAGCUGUAAAUGUCAUGUGACUCUCGAGCAACAGGACAUGAAAACACAGAUUAGCUGGUGAACACACACACACACACACACACACACACCAACACAAACCCUUGACUAAUGCUCCUUUGAGUUGAGCAGCACAUUCAGAAGCUUCUGCUGGAGAUUCAUCAAAUAUUCCUGAAUAAAUUUGACUUGAUUAAAGUAUGAGCUUUACAUUUCAGAAUCCCAAUAUAAUUAUAAAUAUAUAUUUAAUAUCAACAUCUGCUGAAGCGCCCUCUGCUGGCAGAUCAGUCAUCUGUAUGAGCAGACACACACACUCCCCCCCCCCCGUCCCCAGAGUACUGAAGCAGGCCGUCUGUCAGUGUUCCUAGUGCAGCUCUUCAGGACUAAACUGCGGAGCAGAGAUGCUCAAGGUCGGCCCAUGGUAACUUGAUUUGGCCCACCAUCCCAUCUGAGAAGACUGAUGAGAAUGAUUUCGAUAUUGUCCACUUAAAUGUACUGCAACCCUUUGUUGAAAGCUAAGUGAGAUGAAAUGUUUCAAUGAAAUGGUGUAAAUGGAUCAGAUUUUGUUUAAAUGUAUACACGGUCACUAGAAUGUGUUGAGCAGAGGCAGAUUGUGCUGUAGUGUAUUCAGCAUUGAUCACUGAGUUAUAAAUGUUCAUGUUUUAUUGCUGAAGUUAUCAUUUAUAAAAGCUAAACUGCAUUACUUCAUUUGAUUUGAUGUAAUGUUUGCUGUUUAUUUUGAAAUAUUAGUCAAUAAAUGAGGAAAUUACCCAUG